Messenger RNA from Ceratosolen solmsi marchali, 432 nucleotides. RefSeq lists its product as uncharacterized. The record is from RefSeq and is a predicted model, not a curated record. NCBI's taxonomy places the organism in Eukaryota, Metazoa, Arthropoda, Insecta, Hymenoptera, Agaonidae. The transcript has 2 exons. Bases 17 to 397 code for a protein of 126 amino acids.
GCGAGAGCACAAACGCAUGCACAGAGGCACUGUCGAAGCUGUGAGUGCUGCUUCUGCUGGUUUCUUCGUUCUCAGUAGACUUCCAGUUCUCGUUGCCGCGAGGGCUUGUAGAGGAACACAGGGUGGGUGUUGGAUGCCGGCGUCUCGUAGUGGUUGUGUGGGAGCGACACCUGACGACGAUAACAACGACGAUGGUGAACGUUAUCUCGGAUCUCGAAACAAUAAAAAAUCCAAGACGAGCAGCAGCAACUGUGCCGCGUCACAUAAACUCCUUUACACUCGUGUCAGCAUACAAGUGUAUGCUCACGACAGCCAUUUAAACGACUCGGGGAGUCUCAACGACAAGAGUUUGCGGAGCAAGGAGGACGGAUGCGCGACGUGGGGGCCGAGGAACUAGAUGCGAUCACGGUGACGCGAAGCGGAUCGAUAGGG